AUGUCCCAACUCGAAUCACAAUCAGGCUUUGCCUUGGGGGCGUAUUCGGAAAAUCAAACGGUUGUGGUACAAGAACAGCCCCGUACUGCAACGCCGGAUGGAGGCUACGGCUGGAUUGUCACCCUCUGCGUUGCAGUUGUCAAUGCUCAUUCGUGGGGCGUCAACGCUGCAUACUCGGUGUUCCUGGCUUAUUAUCUAAAAAACGACACGUUUCCGGGAGUCGGGCCCCUCGAGUAUGCGUUGGUCGGAUCCUUGAGCAUCGGAUGCACUCUUUUACUCUCCCCACCCGUGACUAUAUUUGUUCGAGCCGUCGGGACACGGCCUACCAUGGUCUGCGGUGCUCUCCUACAGUCAGUGAGCCUCAUAUGCGCGAGCAUAUCGACUGCCUCUUGGCAGCUUUUGCUGUCCCAGGGUGCCUUCUUCGGCAUCGGAAUGGGGUUAAUGUUCCUUCCAUCGUACGGCAUCGUUUCCCAAUGGUUCACCAAGCGACGUGCACUGGCCAAUGGGGCGGCGAUCGCAGGAGCUGGUCUUGGAGGCCUCACAUAUUCCCUGAGCGCAUCGGCGUUGAUUGGGAGCCUAGCCAUUUUACUCAUCAAAACCCGGUACGAAUCGAUUGGUUCACGGCAACUGGCCUUUGACUUUACUCUUCUCAAACGAAUGGAAUACAUCGCUUUGCUGGUCUUUGGCUCUUUGAGUAUGCUUGGUUAUUUCGUUCUGGUCUUCACCCUCGCCAACUAUGCGAAUGAGAUCGGGCUUGACGACUCUCAAGCGGCAGCCAGGCACUCGGGCGUCCACUCAUUGGAUACUUCGGCGACAGUUUUGGGCGUUUCAAUCUGGAUCAACGCCAAAACUUACGGAUUACUGAUCUUCUUUGCCCUUGUGGAAGGCACCGUGGGUGGUGUCUUUUGGGUACUUGCUGCGCCGGUCAUGGCUGAGAUCAUUGGUAUCGAAAAUCUACCCUCGGGACUGAGUAUCUUCUGGGUUGUGCUGGCUAUUCCGUCGAUUGCCAGUGCGCCAAUCGACCUGCAGAUUGUGGCCAAGAGCGGCUCGUAUGUCUGCGCACAAAUCUUUACAGGAGUUGUCUUCGUUGUUGCUGGCCUCUGCAUGGGUCUUCUUCGAGGUUGGCAGAUCAGCCAAAAUGCUAAGCAGAGGAGUGAAAGGACCAUGUACCGAACUGACGCCGUAACAGAGGAAGCACAGUGUGGACAUCCCAAAAGGUUUGUCCGUGCCUGCUUUUGGAAGCAAAUUAUCUGA
Molecule: messenger RNA, 1254 nt
Organism: Fonsecaea pedrosoi CBS 271.37
Lineage: Eukaryota; Fungi; Ascomycota; Eurotiomycetes; Chaetothyriales; Herpotrichiellaceae
Exons: 3
Coding region: 1-1254 (417 amino acids)
Biological process (GO): transmembrane transport
Molecular function (GO): transmembrane transporter activity
Source: RefSeq, a predicted model, not a curated record